CUGACUUGGGGGUGCCAUUAGGAAGAGUAGAUAGAGACCAAGGACUGGCAAAGAUGAUGGUGCUGAGAGUACAAGAUCUGGUGACAGGGAAGAAGAAUGAUAGCCGAGAGACCAGGGAUUUCCUCCCAGAGGACUUCAGAAAUGGAGAAUACGAAGCUGCUGUUACAUUGGAGAAGCAAGAGGACCUGAAGACACUUCCAAGACACUCAUUGAACUGGGAAAGUCAAACCUUACAAAAUGAGAAACAGCGAGAAGCGGAGCUCAAGAAGAAAAAACUGGAACAAAGAUCAAAGCUUGAAAAUUUACAAGAUCUGGAAACUAUCAUUCAACUAAAGAAAAGAAAAAAAUACAAGAAAGUCAAAGUCCCAGUUUUAAAGGAGCCCGAACCAGAAAUUAUAACGGAACCUGUGGACACGCAGAGAUUUCUGAAGGCUGCUCUGGAGAACAAGCUGCCAGUCGUUGAAAAAUACUUGUCUGAUAAAAAGGAUCCAGAUGCAUGUGAUGAGUACAAACGGACAGCUCUUCACCGAGCAUGCUCUCAAGGACAUUUGGCCAUCGUAGAGAAGUUAGUGAAUACUGGAGCCAACAUCGAAUUCCGUGAUAUGCUUGAGUCCACUGCUGUUCACUGGGCAUGUCGUGGUGGGAACUUGGAUGUUCUGAAGUUCUUGCUAAACAAAGGAGCAAAAGUCAAUGCUCGAGAUAAGCUGCUCAGUACCCCUCUACAUGUGGCCGUGAGAACUGGCCGGUACGAGUGUGGGGAGCAUCUCAUUGCCUGUGAAGCAGAUUUAAACGCCAAAGACAGGGAAGGAGACACACCUCUGCAUGAUGCUGUGAGGCUGAACCGUUACAAAAUGAUAAGACUGCUGAUUAUGUAUGGAGCAAAUCUCAAUGUCAAGAAUUGUGAUGGGAAAACCCCAAUGGAUCUCGUUCUUCAGUGGCAGAACGGCACGAAGGCGAUAUUUGACAGUCUUAAAGAGAACUCGUACAAAACCUCUCGCAUAUCCAUAUUCUAAGAGCUGUCAGACCGUUGAGGGGAGGGACCCCUCGGAAACCUAUUUCACCUUACGUAUCCGGUUCUAAAGAGGUGUUUAGUGAAAAUGCUAAAAUGUGAACAAGAUGCACCAACAGAAUUUGAAAAAAACAAAAAACAAAAAACAGAAACAUGUAAAAAUUCCAUGUAGGUCAAUGUGAAUUUGCUUUAUUUAUUUUUCUUAUUUAUUCCUAUUUAUUUAUUUGGUUGCUAGUGAGAGCCACAGAUUUUAAAAUCGCUGCUGUAGUGGUCAAAGUUUAAUUAUUGUGUACGAUUUCCAGAGAGUUCCGGUCCAUCAUUGUUAAAUCUAAUUAGCCGGCAGUAUUACAAAUGCCCAUUGAUAUUAGACAGUGGCCAUUUUCCUGGCCAACAUGAGUGUAAGGAACUUAAAGGCGGGCAUUGUGGUCUGUUUUUCUCUCCUGAAGUUUUGCUGCUGGCGCUAGAAUCAGCAAAAAAGACAGAGAAAGAAGGCUGGCGGAAAAGGAAAAGGAAAGUGAUUAAAGGUCUAAGAAUAUUCAAAGUCAAGGACGCCGUUUUGCUCCUGGGACUGGCCGGACUGGUAUUCUGAGCAAGCCCAGGGGUUCUGGAGGGAGAUCAGGAGAGGGCUGCAUUCAGAAAUUGUUGUGAAUGUGAGCAUCAGGCAGGGGAAGGGAACAAAGCCAACGUGUCGUAAUACGCAGGGAAUGCAACGCAAACCUAGAGAGAGUGCACCCGGAUUGUAAAUUUGUAAAUUUCUGUUGCUUUGUAUGUACAUUUUGUAUUCGUAAUUAAAACA
Messenger RNA from Gracilinanus agilis (Agile Gracile Mouse Opossum), 1805 nucleotides. It is a transcript of the gene ANKRD1, whose product is annotated as ankyrin repeat domain 1. Gene Ontology annotation, cellular component: nucleus. Gene Ontology annotation, molecular function: RNA polymerase II-specific DNA-binding transcription factor binding. NCBI's taxonomy places the organism in Eukaryota, Metazoa, Chordata, Mammalia, Didelphimorphia, Didelphidae. The record is from RefSeq and is a predicted model, not a curated record. Gene Ontology annotation, biological process: regulation of transcription by RNA polymerase II. The transcript is spliced from 9 exons. Bases 54 to 1013 code for a protein of 319 amino acids.